Messenger RNA from Aspergillus steynii IBT 23096, 1434 nucleotides. Its product is annotated as putative mitochondrial GTP/GDP transporter Ggc1. The coding region runs from base 216 to 1145 and encodes 309 amino acids. Gene Ontology annotation, molecular function: guanine nucleotide transmembrane transporter activity. Gene Ontology annotation, cellular component: mitochondrion. The record is from RefSeq and is a predicted model, not a curated record. The transcript is spliced from 7 exons. Lineage: Eukaryota; Fungi; Ascomycota; Eurotiomycetes; Eurotiales; Aspergillaceae.
UUUCCUCUCUCUUUCUCUCUCUUUUCUUCUUCCUGGACUGCUCUGUAUCGGUUGUGCCAUUCUUAGGUUGCCUCUGUUCCGGAUCAGCCCCCAGGUCUUUUCUUUUCUUUCCUCUUUCUUUCUUUCUUUUUUUUCCACUCUCUUCUUAUAUAAAGUCAAUCAAAAACCUAGAAAAGAAAAAAAAUCUCUCCGUCUACCCAGGAACACAAAACAACAUGUCUCCCGCCAUUGCUCAAGCCGGGGCUGGCUCCGCCUCCAAGGAUGUUAAGAAGGAAUCCGCAACUGCUCGUCUCUUGGGUUCUGGAACCGCUGGAAUUGCGGAGCUUUUGGUCUUCCACCCGGUCGACACCACCGCAAAGCGCUUGAUGAGCAACCAGAGCCGGAUCACCAACGUUAGCGGCUUCAAAGAGGUUGUUUUCAAGGAAUAUGCGACGGCUCCCUUCGGUCGCAAAUUCACCUCUCUUUUCCCCGGUCUGGGCUACGCUGCCGGCUACAAGGUUCUCCAACGUAUCUACAAGUAUGGCGGACAGCCUUUCGCCCGAGACUACUUGGCUAAGCACCACGGAGCCGACUUUGACAAUGCUUUCGGAAAAGGAUCCGGCAAGGCCAUCAUGCACGCAACGGCCGGAAGUUUGAUCGGUAUCGGAGAAAUCGUUCUUCUUCCUCUGGAUGUUCUGAAGAUCAAGCGUCAGACAAACCCCGAGGCUUUCCGUGGCCGUGGUUUGUUCAAGAUUAUCUCUGAUGAGGGAAUGGGUCUUUACCGUGGUGCCGGCUGGACUGCGGCCCGUAACGCCCCCGGUUCCUUCGCGCUUUUCGGUGGCUCGGCUUUCGCCAAGGAAUAUAUCUACAGCCUGAACGACUAUAACUCGGCCACCUGGGGACAGAACUUUGUCGCCUCGGUCUGCGGUGCCAGUGCCUCCUUGGUUGUCUCGGCUCCUCUGGAUGUGAUCAAGACCCGUAUCCAGAACCGCAACUUCGAGAACCCCGAAUCCGGCUUCCGCAUUGUGUCCAAGAUGCUUAAGAACGAGGGCCCGACCAGCUUCUUCAAGGGACUGACGCCCAAACUGCUGAUGACUGGACCCAAGCUUGUUUUCAGCUUCUGGCUGGCUCAGACGUUGAUUCCUGCCUUCGGUCAGGUCGUUUAAAAGGCCAAGCCAAAGAUAAAAAACAAUCAAAAAGCGAAAGCGAUUCAAGCCAAGAGCGGAUGGGUUAUUUACCAUGGAAGAUGUUCUGGCUAUAUUCUUCCUGUUAAUCUCUUCUCCCCUUUUCCAAUUUUUGUUUAAUGCCUUCCCCAUUUUCUUAAUUUUCUCCAGCUUUUCGGUGCCGUGAUAGAGCAUUCUGUUGGACCAUUGUAUUUUGAUAGACAGCUUUUUUUUUCUCUUUUUUUAUACGGGUUAGGAUUUUAGGAUUUCAUGAAACUCCUCUUAAUAAAUC